AUGGCCGCCCAAAAGACGGCCCAACCUCGGCUCGUCAACCGCCUGCUGUACCGCAGCCGUCAGCGAGGCUUCCUGGAGCUUGACCUACUCGUGGGCAUGUGGGCGGAGAAGGAGCUGCCGCAGAUGAGCGUGGAGCAGAUGCGGGAGUUUGAGGUGGUGCUGGGUCAGGAGAACCCAGACAUGUUCAAGUGGUUGACCGCGCAGGCGGAGGCCCCGGAGGAGCUGCGGCACAACCGCACGUUUGCGGCGCUGCAGGCGCACGUGCAGGCGCUGAGGGACCGGCACCACAGCGUGCCGCGCGCCGCGGGCGAGGCGCCCAAGGAGUGGGUGCGCGGCUGGUCAGACUCGGGCAAGGAUCUGGGCAGCGGCGGCCUGGCCAGCAGCAGCGGCGGCGGCGGCGGCAGCAGAGCCGGCGGCAGCAGCUGA
Messenger RNA from Chlorella variabilis, 426 nucleotides. RefSeq lists its product as hypothetical. NCBI's taxonomy places the organism in Eukaryota, Viridiplantae, Chlorophyta, Trebouxiophyceae, Chlorellales, Chlorellaceae. The transcript is spliced from 4 exons. The record is from RefSeq and is a predicted model, not a curated record. Gene Ontology annotation, biological process: mitochondrial respiratory chain complex II assembly; protein-FAD linkage; mitochondrial electron transport, succinate to ubiquinone. The coding region runs from base 1 to 426 and encodes 141 amino acids. Gene Ontology annotation, cellular component: mitochondrion.